Molecule: messenger RNA, 1356 nt
Organism: Melanaphis sacchari
Lineage: Eukaryota; Metazoa; Arthropoda; Insecta; Hemiptera; Aphididae
Exons: 3
Coding region: 380-1336 (318 amino acids)
Source: RefSeq, a predicted model, not a curated record
UCCAGGAGAUCCAGAUACCCCGCCCUCCCUAUCGUGCGCGUGCCAUGUCUCGCCAUGCCUAUCGCUGCCAUGCCCCUCCAUGCCGUUCCCGGCCUUACCCCUCCCCUCCAUGCUAUGAACGGCCAUGCCCCCUCCCAUCCAUUCCUAUCCAGUACAUGCCCCCCCCUGUUAAGUUUUCGAAUUCAAUAUACUCAAUACGAUGUAAACAAAACUAUUAACCCUCUAUCAUCGCAAUAUUUUAGGGUAUAAAUAAAGCAGAGUGGUGUGUGUAAUAUCUUCAGUAGUAAUACAUUCACUCUAACAACGAGUCAUUGUUCUCUAUAGAUACUUAAAAUCAUUUUUUCACGUUUCAAAAAUAAAUUUACAAGUGUUUCUAAAUAUGGCCGGUUCAAUCACGGAUAAUGCAGCUAUAUACAAGAAAACCUUUACAUAUGUCCCGCCAACACCGCCUUCGGAGCUUAUCGAUUCUACUAACUAUACGUUGAACUUCGUGAAACGUAAGUUUAUACAUAUUGGGAUCGAUCCGACUGAUAUGUUCAGAGUGGCGGUGCAUAUAAUAACACCAUCACGUUAUGUUAAAAUUUCAACUGAGUUUCUAAAAAGAAUAUUUUCACUGAUGGGUAAUAUCCUAUCAUUUAUUUUGGAGCAGCCGGCGAAAUAUAAAAGAACCAUUUUUCUCGAGACAGAGAAUUUAAAGUUAUUUAGCAUGAUGUAUAGCGGUGAAAACUCCUUAGUAAUAGAGUCCAAGAUACACGACGGAUGCCGAAUUCUUUUAAAUCGUAUGGAGCUCAUACGACUUCACUACCUAGAAUGGUGCAUUUUCGAAACUAUCGUACGAAAAUCAACUAUAAUGCAUCCAAUCGUCUUAAAACAAUUCAAUAUUUUUACGAAUUAUAUUAAUGGUGAACUUUCCAAAGCGGAAUCAUUGCCGAGAACGAGUGAAGAAAUGACUACGUUUAUCAAAAAUAUACGUGACGAUCAUAUUAUUGCAAGCAGUCCUAAACAUGAUGUUAAUUUCAUUAGUCAGCUCAAAAUGUAUGCAUUAGAGCAAUUAACUGAACACUGUAUGCAACAAUGGAAUGGAGAAAUGUCUCCAAAGUCGUUUGAUAGAAAUUUAACAAUCAUUUCACCGACCUCGCCAACCUAUUUACCCUCAAGCAUCACGAAGGGCGACACAUUUGACAUUCAUAAUGAAAAAGUAAAUAGUGCAAAGCCGUACUAUUCAUUUGACGGUAUGCUGUCAUUCGACGAAAAUGAUGGCCCCGAUUUUUUCAACAUACAAACCGUAUCUGAUGGAAACCAAGCAACGUAUGCAAUGUUUCCAAGACCAUUAUGAUGAAGGUGGAAAAUAACAAA